AUGAUGAGACUGAACUGUUCCCCCAUGUGGAGUGUGGUUAGCCUUUUGGCUUUGUUGCUAUUACCACUUUGGGAGAUGGGCUGCUCUGGCCUGAGCUUUAACUCAGUGCCCCUGCCGCCGGUCGGGACAUACCAAAGAAGCUGCGAAGGGGGGGCACACCACAGGCAGAGGCGCAGUUGGGUGUGGAACCAGUUCUUCGUGCUGGAGGAGUACACAGGGGACGAGCCACUCUACGUGGGCAAGCUGCACUCGGACGUGGACAAGGGUGAAGGGCAGGUGAAGUACGUGCUCAAUGGCCAGGGAGCUACCUCCAUCUUCACCAUUGACGAGAACACUGGUGAUAUCCAUGCCACCAAGCGUCUGGAUCGCGAGGAGCAGGCUUACUACACACUCCGGGCUCAGGCCAGGAAUCGCGAAAACAACCUGCCCGUGGAGCCUGAGUCCGAGUUUGUCAUCAAGGUCCAGGAUAUUAAUGACAAUGAGCCCAAGUUCCUGAAUGGGCCCUACUCAGCCAGGGUCCCUGAGAUGUCCCCAGUGGGCACAUCUGUGGUGACGGUGGUGGCAACAGAUGCGGAUGACCCCACAUAUGGAAACAGUGCCAGGGUGAUCUACAGCAUCCUCGAGGGCCAGCCCUACUUCUCCGUGGAACCAAAGACAGGCGUGGUCAAGACGGCUCUGCCCAAUAUGGACCGUGAGGCCAGGGACCAGUAUCUGUUGGUCAUCCAGGCCAAGGACAUGGUGGGCCAGAUGGGAGGACUCUCUGGGACCACCUCCGUCAUGGUGACUCUCACUGACGUCAACGACAAUCCACCACACUUCUCUCGCAAAAGUUAUCAAUUCAGCAUGUCUGAGUCCCUGCCAGUGGCCUCAGUGGUAGCCAAGAUAAAGACGCUAGACUCGGAUGUGGGGCCCAAUGCUGAGAUGGAGUACAGGAUUGUGGAUGGGGAUGGCCUCGGGUUGUUCCGAAUCACCCCCGACAGAGACACACAGGAAGGCCUCAUCACUCUGCAAAAGGGCCUGGACUUUGAGACCAAGUCGAGCUACACCCUACGUGUGGAGGUGUCCAAUAGACACAUCGACCUGCGAUUCCUCUCCCUUGGCCCAUUUAGCGACACAGCUACAGUGCGCCUCAUCGUGGAGAACGUGGACGAGCCGCCUGUCUUCUCCUUGCCGCUCAGCAAGAUGUUACUAUCGGAGGCAGCAGAGGUGGGCACCACCAUCGGGACGGUGUCCGCACAUGACCCCGAUUCCACCAACAGUCCCAUCAGGUACUCUAUAGACCGCAACACCGACUUGGAGCGCUUCUUCAACAUAGACGCCACCACCGGUGUCAUCAGCACUGCCAAGCCCGUGGACAGAGAAGUCAACGCCAUACAUAACAUCACCAUCUUCGCCAUGGAGAGCUUGCACCCAUUACAAGUGGGAAAGUGCAUAAUUCUGAUCACAGUGACGGACAUCAAUGACAACGCACCCGUCUUUGCCAUCGAGUACGAGACCUACAUUUGUGAGAGUGCCAGACCUGGACAGGUCAUUGAGACCAUCAGCGCAAUGGACAGAGACGAACCUCAGAGUGGACACCGCUUCUUCUUCUCCCUCACUGCAGAGGCUGCUGGGAACCUCAACUUCACCCUGAGAGACAACAAAGACAACACCGCCUCUGUGCUGACCAUGCGAGGGGGUUUCCAGCGUCACGACCAGACUAUGUACCGCCUCCCUGUCCUCAUCAUGGAUGGCGGGAGCCCUGCCCUCAGCAGCACCAACACCCUGUCCAUUCGGGUGUGCGACUGUGACCACGAUGGAGCUCCCCAGUCAUGUGGAAGUGAAGCCUCCAUGCUCUCAGCAGGCCUCAGCACUGGGGCCCUCAUCGCCAUCCUGGCUUGCAUCCUCACACUUCUAGUGCUUGUCCUGUUGAUUGUCACCAUGCGACGGAGGAAGAAAGAGCCCCUGAUCCUGGACGAGGAGCGUGACGUGCGCGAGAACAUUGUACGCUACGACGACGAGGGCGGCGGCGAGGAGGACACAGAGGCCUUCGACAUGGUCGCUCUCCGCAACCUGAAACUGGUCCGUGAGAGCAGUGGCAAGACCCGCCGUGAUGUCACCCCGGAAGUGCCCAGCCUCUUCUUGUCUUGCCGACCACCGCCAGACAAUGGCAUCUUCCGCGACUUUAUCUGGGACCGGCUGAAGGAGGCCGACGUAGACGUGUCGGCACCACCCUAUGACUCACUGCAGACAUAUGCCUUCGAGGGUAGUGGCUCGGCCGCAGAGUCCCUCAGCUCGCUGGAUUCCCUGAGCACGGACUCGGAGCAGAACUACGACUACCUCAGCGACUGGGGGCCGCGAUUCAAGAAGCUGGCAGACCUCUACGGCCACAGCGAUGACGGUAACCUCUUCGCCUCUUAG
Messenger RNA from Oncorhynchus masou masou (cherry salmon), 2400 nucleotides. RefSeq names its product cadherin-7-like. Gene Ontology annotation, molecular function: calcium ion binding; cadherin binding. Bases 1 to 2400 code for a protein of 799 amino acids. Gene Ontology annotation, biological process: cell morphogenesis; homophilic cell-cell adhesion; cell-cell adhesion mediated by cadherin. Gene Ontology annotation, cellular component: plasma membrane; adherens junction; catenin complex. The record is from RefSeq and is a predicted model, not a curated record. NCBI's taxonomy places the organism in Eukaryota, Metazoa, Chordata, Actinopteri, Salmoniformes, Salmonidae. The transcript is spliced from 11 exons.